Plasmopara halstedii is the source of this 1923-nucleotide messenger RNA. RefSeq lists its product as uncharacterized. The transcript has 4 exons. Bases 1 to 1923 code for a protein of 640 amino acids. Lineage: Eukaryota; Oomycota; Peronosporomycetes; Peronosporales; Peronosporaceae. The record is from RefSeq and is a predicted model, not a curated record.
AUGGAGCACCAAACGACAAGAGUAUCAGAUCUCACACGCAAUAUCCCGUCAUUUUGUAUGCUUAAUGAAUUGCUACAGUCUACGAAAAUUAAGGACGACGAGGAGGCCGUGAUGGUAACACGUAUGUGUGUGGAUCCACGGCAUGUGGAGGAGUUUGAGCGUUUGCUCCGCAUGAUUCUUAAAGCGACGCACACUGUGGGUCAUGUGUCCACGUGCGUUGUGCGGCCACCACUUGGAGAAUGCAUGUACACUUCAAUUGUCAAGUAUUCUAAACUACAGGCCAUACGUCAAAUGUAUUCAUCGACAGUCGAAAGUGACGUGGAGCUUUUCAAAUUACUGGCAGCACGUGAUUCGCUGUUGUUAGAACCUCCAACGUAUCAAAUUGAAGCAGGUUUUGGCACAUGGAUUGAAGCAAAUGGUAAUACAAAGCCAAUGCGAGGCGAAGAUGAUAAUCUUGUGUACCAGAAUGUUCCUGGUCCGUGUUGCAAUGAUUCUUGUGAAAAUCCACAUGGUUUAAAUGUACGUGCAUCUUUCGUGAUACCAACGAAAGAUUUUCAGCUCUUUAGAUCGCGUUACCAGCGCAACAACAAAAAAGGAGGUCAGAAAAAUUUACGCUGCUUUCCAUGCUGUCGAAAUGGACGACAUAUAAGCUCUGGAUUCUGUGGCGAUUCUAUUCGAGUGCAUGUGGCUGUCAGUCGUUUAACAAAGUCUGGUGGUGUCAAGAUUUGUCCAAUACAAACGCUUCGUCCUGCUGUUUUGGCAUUUGCGCGACAAUUGACAAGACGGACAUAUUUGUUUAUGUUCGGAACGCGUGGCGCUGCGAUGGAGACGUCAUCUCAGUCGGCUAUUUUUGAGUUUAAUGCUGAAUGUAAGGCGUGGCACUAUGGUUGGACUGCUCCGCGUGGCCAAGGGGUAUCUGGUAGUGAUGCGCAACACGUACUCGAAGUGCUCUUUAUGAAACCCAUGGGCUCGUACAUGUACUGCCUUGAGCGUCUACGCUCGGACAGUUUUUCUAUCUUUUCGAGCCGAAGAGCUAGUCACGCGCCCAUCAAGCCUGAUACAGAAGCAUAUGAGAACAAUUACACCACUGACUGCAGAAUCAUGAAGCGAAAGCGCGCUUCUAUUAUGAAAGCAGAACUCCCCGCGCACUCAUUACAGGCUCAAACCUCGAAGCCACCAAAGCUCGCACUACAGGCUCAAAUUGUAGAUAAACUGGCAUCAACAGUCAUCCCAUCCUCUCUCAAUAAAGAUCAGACGGAUGGAAUAGAUCGUGACACCGCAAACACGUGUUCAAAAAUGAUCGACGUGCAACCUUGUAAGAUGGAGACAAUUUUCGACUCGGUUCCUUUGUCAUCUACUACUUCAGAAGACCGAGCAGCGUCAGGCUUUGAUUACCGUGACUUCGAUUCCUUAAUGGAAAGUGAUAAUGUGGAACACACUCAGCUUUAUACUCAGCAAAUACGUCAUCAACAACAACUUAGCCUCCAAUCGCAACAGAUGCAGAAUUUUCAGCAAAGUCAAGACCUACAGCGGCAUCAAUGCCAGCAGCACGAGUUACUACGGCACCAACAGCAACUCCUUCAGCAACUCUCUGAGCAAAUGAUGAUCAAUCAGCAGCAAGAACUGCAAGAUCGUGGAGGACUUGCGAAUCAUUCGCUAUUUCAGGAGGAGAAGCCCGCUCGACGAGUCGUUUCAACGGAGGAAGUGCCAUGGUCUGAGCUAUACAAUCUAUUUGAUUCGACCCCUGUGUCUCAAAUGUAUACCAAUGAUGAUCUUGACCAAGACAAGAAGACUUUCCAGGAUUAUGAAAGAAGUUCAAGCAUUUCUCCAAUUGCAAAUUUAGGAAUAGAUUCGGCUGCCAGCUCAAGAAUGGCAUCUCUUUCCAUUACCCCAUCUCAACAGGCAGUUUUGAAUUACUUAUAA